Messenger RNA from Arctia plantaginis, 330 nucleotides. The record is from the annotation of a GenBank genome assembly. NCBI's taxonomy places the organism in Eukaryota, Metazoa, Arthropoda, Insecta, Lepidoptera, Erebidae.
AUGUCUUUCGUUAUUCGUUUUGGUAUCAUCGCUGUUCUGUGUAUUGCCGCGUACAAUGCCGAAGACUUGAUUGUAGGUACAAGCGGUACUUUAGCAUACAGUGAUAAUGUGAAAAUAUCAUCAAUACCAUUUUCAACUAGAAGCAAAAAUAUAUUUUACAACACUCAGGACACUGCCAAGAUUAUCAAGGGCUUAUCAGUGAUAGAUUUAGCCAAAUCAAAGGCUCGGGCGACUGUCACAUCGGGUGGAGUGGGAUCCACUUAUGUGAACAUUAAGCUGAAAAGUGAACGCGGCGAAGGCCUGAACUAUUUGGUGCAAGUAUACGUCUGA